CCUUGUGAAAAGCCAGCCCACGGCACGGGGAAGUAUCCUCCUUGGACCUAGCCUGAAACAAGUAGAUCAUACUGUGUUGUGCGUACCGCAGCGAAUCAAUCAUGAAUCUUUUUGUUAGCCUUCGUGCCAUGUGAAAACCGUACCGCUGACCAACCCGAUGCGGAUGCACGGGUUGUCGGCGGAUCCCAAAUCAUGCCGAAGCUCCUCAUCCGAGACACAGCAUUGCCUGCAAACUUGGACAUCAUUCAGACCACCACCGCAUCUGCCUAAAAGUCUUCUGUCUUGCACCACAUCAUUUACCACUCGACGCUGUACAACGCUCUUUGCCUUAAAUAUUUGGUACAAUUCCUCAUCUCGAGUGCGCAGCAUAGCAACAGCCUGUGCAGACAAGCCACGUACCAAGAUCAAAAUGGGCCCACACGACAUCAUAGAGCUAUUGGCGAACCUAGACAUUGUUGUCGAAAGGAUCCGAGGGGACAGUGGCCGGCCUCAUAAGUCAGAGGUUCUGCGGAAGCUGCAACCACGUCUCAGGAAGCUGCAUACCGAAAGACAGAUUGAUAACAAACUCAAAUCGUUGAUUGGCAGCACAGACCCGAAGACCAUCGAGGACGUCUAUCGAUAUGGGAGCAGCCGCAUAAAAAAUCUUGAUGUUGACUUAAAGGCUAAGGUCCUGGAGGAAUUGAAAACCAUCAAGAGUGAGGAAGUAUGCGUUGUUGUGUCAACACCACGGCAGCUCAGAAGCGUUUCUCGAAAUCCCGUACCUGAAACGAGCCGCUCCACAAGAGGGAGCACCAUUUUCGGCGAGUGCACACCGACCAGAAGUGCAUCUCGAAAUCUCGCAAUUGAGACGAGCCGCUCCAUAAGAGGGAGGACCAAUUUCGGCGAACGCACACCGACCAGAACCGUGCGGAAAACUCAACGUGGAGAGCCACAAACUCGCGCACCCAAGUUGGUCAAGAAAGAGCCUCUGUUAAGCAAAGUGCGUAAUAGUUUUGAGAUUUGGAAACAAUAGCUCGAAUAUGUUUACUGACGUUGCCCGUUGAAGCAGACACCCCUGAACCGAAAUACCAGCACUGUUCCCAGGCAAAGAUUCCCC
Hyaloscypha bicolor E is the source of this 1096-nucleotide messenger RNA. RefSeq lists its product as uncharacterized. The record is from RefSeq and is a predicted model, not a curated record. The transcript has a single exon. Bases 158 to 1012 code for a protein of 284 amino acids. NCBI's taxonomy places the organism in Eukaryota, Fungi, Ascomycota, Leotiomycetes, Helotiales, Hyaloscyphaceae.